This is a messenger RNA of Melanotaenia boesemani (Boeseman's rainbowfish), 1149 nucleotides long. RefSeq lists its product as uncharacterized. The transcript has 2 exons. The record is from RefSeq and is a predicted model, not a curated record. NCBI's taxonomy places the organism in Eukaryota, Metazoa, Chordata, Actinopteri, Atheriniformes, Melanotaeniidae. Bases 208 to 1149 code for a protein of 313 amino acids.
ACGUUGGCAUCUGAGCACAAGGAUGAGGAUGUUGUAGUAGAUCCGUUGUUUCCUUCAGCACCAUGAACAUCAACCUGCUGUCAUCUUACCACAAAAAACCUGCCCACAUAACAGAAGGGGGAGGGCGGGCUUACAUGUAGAUACUUAAAGGACACAGCUUACAUAGAAGGCCCCCACAGUUGAGUUUUUGUCCCAGUAGUACACAUAAUGGCUUCUUGUUCUUCUUCUUCUUCUUCUUCUUCUUCUUCUUCUUCUUCUUCUUCUUCUUCCUCGUCAUGCAUUGUCGGAGGCCAGGAGAGCGUAAAAAGGUAUAUGCUGGAAAACUUUCAGUAUACGAUUCCCGAUCACUACGUAACUCUAACACCCGACAUAAUAAUGUACACGUGGGCCAGCGUGUUUGGACGUCCUCUGCCAGCGGGCAGAGCGGGAGAGAAACAUAACUAUGUUUCUAAAAUAACGCACCAAUCCAAGACGAUGCUCGACUACGUGCACGUGUUGUUCUACUCCCGAUGGCGCAUGACCAACGAGCGUGAAAUGCUCCGGCAGGUCCGAGGAGAAAAUCUGGUCGCCGUAUGCCUGGAAGACCUACCUGAACUUUAUCCUCCGGAGACGUACGAGCGGAUACCUGCCGAAUACAACGAGGUAUACUUCAUGGACUACCUGAGGCAAAUGGCUAUGUACGAGGCUGCCCGAUUCAAAGAGGUCGUGAGAGGCAUGUGUACCCCCGAGCGUGCUUCGGUUCUGACCGGCAACGCUCUGAUGUACGUGGACAUGGACAUUACGUUUUACAGGCCGCCCAAGGAGUGGAUCUCCCCCGAAGGCUUGCUGACGUUUGUUCUCGUCCAGGACACCGAAGUAAAGAGGCUGUGUAAGCUCAGCAACGGAAUCGUGGAUUCUUUGGGACGUGAGAUGCUGGAACAGGCUACCGAAUAUAUGAUGGGCGAGAACUGUAUGGUCGUGGUCGGUUACAAAUACGGGAAGAGGUUUAAGCGUUACGUUCCGCGUCCCAUGUUGCAGUACGACCUCCUAAGGGAGGGUAGGCAGAGUACCGUGGAAAACUUGAUUAUGUGCUUUUACCAACAGGCCCGUUGCCUCUUUCAUAGCAAUCACGCGACCCACCUGUGGUGGGCGGGUGAUAGGUUGAAGUGA